Messenger RNA from Protopterus annectens (West African lungfish), 1245 nucleotides. Its product is annotated as putative cation exchanger C521.04c. Gene Ontology annotation, cellular component: endomembrane system; membrane. Gene Ontology annotation, molecular function: calcium:proton antiporter activity. The coding region runs from base 76 to 498 and encodes 140 amino acids. The transcript is spliced from 5 exons. The record is from RefSeq and is a predicted model, not a curated record. Lineage: Eukaryota; Metazoa; Chordata; Ceratodontiformes; Protopteridae. Gene Ontology annotation, biological process: calcium ion transmembrane transport; intracellular calcium ion homeostasis.
GGACAUCAUCACAGUGCAGUUGCUCUGUGGUCUCGUUGGAGGGCAUUAGUAGUUCUUCUGUUAGCCACUGCAUGCAUGUCAGCAUGUGCUGAUUUGGCAACAGAGCACAUCAGCCCUGUCCUGUAUGGUACUAAAGUCUCUCAGUAUUUUAUUGGGGUGACUUUGAUUGCCAUGGUACCUGAACUUCCAGAAAUAGUAAAUGGCAUCCAGUUUGCUUUGCAAAACAACAUGAGCCUAAGUAUUGAAGUUGGAAGCUCUUUAGCAGUACAAGUCUGCAUGAUCCAGAUGCCAGUUUUGGUUCUUUUCUCCGUUUUUUCUCCUGGAUUCACACUACUUUUCAGUGACCUCCAUCUGUGGUCCAGUAUUUUUAGCGUGAUUCUAGUGAAUUAUAUUUUCAUGGAUGGAAAAUGUGACUAUUUCCAAGGUACUGUAUUGGUGGUGGUCUAUUUUAUCUUAAUGGCCACAUACUACUUUGCACCAUCGCCUGCAGGGUGCUGAAGACUGAAAAUUCUUAUUGCUAAACUGUUGCUGUUGGUAACACAGCCUACUUUUCAUUAACCAUAAGGGAAGUAAAGGUAUUUUUGUUCAGCUGGUAUGCCACUGAAAAUCCUUGAUGCCGGAGAUUUUCAUUGCAAAUGUCUUCAUUUAUGGAAUAACGAUAAUUUCUUAUUUUAAGCAAUGGUUAAACUUAAUCUGCAGAACAGCAUUGAGUUACUGUAAUCUGUCUAAGGAGCAUUGUAGAAUUGACUUUGCAAUGUAUCUUCAAACAAGUUUAACUGAGAUUGUUCAGUUUUAGCAUUGUAGAAUUUACUUUGCGCAAUGUAUCUUCAAACAAGUUUAACUGAGAUUGUUCAGGUUUAGCAUUGUAGAAUUUACUUUGCAAUGUAUCUUCAAACAAGUUUAACUGAGAUUGUUCAGGUUUAUAAGACAUUCUGUACUACUCUUAAAAGGCAGCUAGUCCUGUACUUUUGUCUUUGUGUUUCAUAAAGUGGGCUUAUCUUGCUUCCAAAUUGGUUACUUAAAAUGCAGUAUUGCUUGAAGUAUUGCUUGUUUACUGGCAUUUUUGUAAAAUGCUGUUAAUUUGAGAUUUGUUUUUUGAGAAAUACAUUCCUGUAGUUCCCCGUUCAUGGGGGUAUUUAGGAAUUGCUGCUUUUGUUUGCAUUAUUAGUGGAGCAGCUAUUUAAUGUGAGGUUCAAGCUGCUUUCUCAUGCAAUUUACGUGAUUCUUCAUGAGGGAGAGAAGCAU